Procambarus clarkii (red swamp crayfish) is the source of this 3821-nucleotide messenger RNA. RefSeq names its product fatty acid hydroxylase domain-containing protein 2. Lineage: Eukaryota; Metazoa; Arthropoda; Malacostraca; Decapoda; Cambaridae. Gene Ontology annotation, cellular component: endoplasmic reticulum membrane. Gene Ontology annotation, molecular function: C-4 methylsterol oxidase activity; iron ion binding. The record is from RefSeq and is a predicted model, not a curated record. Gene Ontology annotation, biological process: sterol biosynthetic process.
UCAGCCAGUCAGCUGAGAGAGAGAGGAGGACAGUGACAGCAACUGGGGAGAUUAAUCCUCCUCGGCGCUCCCUUCAUCUCUCAUUUACUUCUCUUCUCAUCUCAUAUUCCCGGCACCAGGAGCCGUGGGCAGGUGUGGUCCAUUACUCUGGUUCCCUCGUUAAGGCACCAUGAGUGAAGCGGAGGCUUACCAAGGAGACCAGGGGAUAGUCCCACGGCAGCCAUCCCAUGCUGCUGCAGAUUUAUUGUCAACAUUAAAAAAAGCCCUCUUUAUCAUUGGCUCUACUACAAUUAUCUUUGCUGCAUUAAGGAACAGUCUCACUUAUCAUUUGCAGCAUUUCUGGGGAGCAUCUGGUAACUUUUGGCAGCACCAGUGGGAUAAGAUCCUGCGUAGCUUUGGAGAUGACUCUUUUGUUCUGUUGGUUUAUGGAACAACAAUUGUGUCGUACAUUGUGUACUGGACAGUUGGGUCCAUCUACACUCUUGUAGACUUAACAAACAAACCUGCCUUUUUGAAGCGUUACAAAAUCCAGCCUGGAACUAAUGAACCCAUUGAACUCAAGAAGCUGGUUAAGUGUAUCGUAUGGGUGAACAUCAACCAAACCAUUGUGAGCAUCCUGUUUUCUAUGCUCUGUUACUACCUGAUGUCUCUCCGUGGAUUUGACCAGUCUACUCAGUUGCCGACAUUUCACUGGGUUCUCUUCGAGCUGAUUGUCUGUAUACUCCUGGAGGAAAUAGGCUUCUACUAUUCCCACAGGCUUUUCCACCAUCGUCUGCUAUACAAACACUUCCACAAGCUGCAUCACGAGUGGCAGAGCCCUAUUGCCAUCACGGCCAUAUACGCCCAUCCACUGGAGCAUAUAUUAUCUAAUAUGGCUCCUGUGUUCCUUGGUCCUCUGGUGAUGGGUUCCCAUGUGGCCACUAUAUGGCUCUGGGUUAGUCUGGCCCUCCUCAGCACCUUGAACGCUCACAGUGGUUACCAUCUGCCGUUCUUCCCCUCUCCCGAGGCUCAUGACUUCCAUCAUCUCAAGUUUAACCAGUGCUAUGGAGUAUUGGGCGUCUUGGAUUUACUUCAUGGUACCGACGAUAAGUUUAGAGCAUCAAAGUGUUUCUCUCGGCAUCUAAUGAUGCUGUCUCUUGUACCGCCUCGUGAAGCCUAUCCUGACGACAAACCUGUGGGCAAAGUCAUCAAAGGCAAACAGUGCUAGAGAGUCGACCAAAGGCAAAAUAAAUCCAGACGUUACUUGCCAAUGUGGUGGUGUAAUAGGAUUCACAAUGAUCUACUCUGGUUGCUGCUAUUUUUAUUGAUUUUUUAAAUUCAGCUAUUAUUUGUCAGCAGCUUAUAUAUAGAAAAGCUAGUUUCACCUAAGACAUUGUUUCAAAUGCCAAAGGUAACAUAGAAACCUUCCUUUUUUUAAUUGGGGUUGUCAAAGAGCAUUGACCAUAUCAUAUUUAGAUAACAUUUAUAAUCAUGUGAAUUAUUUCUGUUUUGAGUCGAGCAUCAUUAUUACAUUUCAUGGUGUUCAUUUUAUUUGAGUAAGAGGUUGAUGAGAAAAACAGCUUUGAAGAGUAGCUAUAUAUAGCUUUUAGUGUCUGCCAAUCACAAUGCCUUUUUCCAGUGUAUUGUUAUUGUCAACACAUUUGUUAUUUUACCCACUCCAGUUGUGUAUUUAAUUUAGACUAAUACAAUUUUUUUAUUGACAUUUAUACAAGUGUGGGAAGGAUCAUGAUUUGGUGUCGAGACAGAAUUUUUAUCAUUUUCAAGCUUUAUAUUUGUACUGUUAUUGCAACUACAGUAUGUCAGGGUGAUGCUUCCAUUCGUUAAAACUAAUAUAAGUAACGUUUCAUAUUGUUUACGUAUGUGGCAAAUAUAUGCGCGUUACUUGUGGGGAAAAUGACGGAUAUGAGUAGACAAUAUAAUACUGUAUACUGAAGUUUGUAUUGUGAUUAAAUCAGAUACUGAUAGGUAUUCUUACAUGAACUGUGGGGGUGUAUUUAAGAUUUGAAUAGCCUAAAAUAUAUUAAUUUGGUAAGUAUAGAAAUUAGUUACUUGUACUGUAUUGUGAAUGAUGACAGACAUCCAGCAUUAUAGGGAAAUAUACUUGUGUUCCAUAUAGCAUAUGUACUACACUAUAUCAAGGGUAGAAAAUUUCACCGUGUUAACUUUCUAAGACACCCUUAGGUGGGCAAAGCCCACCCGCACGCCAGCAAAAUAAUUAAUUACAUUUUAGUACUAUUGCAUAGCUUUAUCAGAACAACAGAGCAGGUAGAAUGCUUUUGUAUAUGAAAAUCCUUUAUAUAGAGCAGGCACAAUCAAUAAUGAAAGCAACACACCACCUCAAGGGGACAAAUACUAAGCAUUAUUACUUGCAGAUGCUAUUUAAACUGUCAAGGAUAGCUUGUAUCACUUUUAUAUUGAAAAUACUGUUGCUUAAAGUAUGUUGACCAGACCACACACUAGAAAUUGAAGGGACGACGAUGACGUUACGGUCCGUCCUGGACCAUUCUCAAUGGACCAUUCUCAGUCACAAUCGACUUGAGAAUGGUCCAGGACGGACCGUAACGUCGUCGUCCCUUCAAUUUCUAGUGUGUGGUCUGGUCAACAUACUUCAGCCACGUUAUUGUGACUCAUCGCCUGCACUGUUGCUUAAAUGCACAUCAUUUAUGCAAUUUAACAUGUUUUUCUUGCCAGUUUGGUGCUUUGUUACCCUUAGUAUCUACCUUUUGAGUCAGACUUACCAAAUGUUUGAUUUGACUGGAAUUGUCAUUGAUGGAAUAUUGGGACACCUUUAUGCAGUAUUAGAAAUAGUCUCAAAUUUGUAUAGCUAAAAUCCAAAGUUUACUUUAGAUAUGUAAGUGCCUCAAAUUAUAGAUGUUUAUUUUAUUAUUAACUUUUUAGCUGCCGGGAUCUUUCAGAUUUAUGAUUUGUUGUUGUUGUAUUGGCAUCUUGAGUGAUAUUUAGCGCCUUUUGAAUAUCCAGCAACGUAGAUGGUGCUACAUAGUCUUCCUGGCUUGGUACCCCUCUUUGAUAAUUACCUACUGCUAUGUUUUUCUGUUGUGCAUGAUCAGCAUAGGGGGCAGCAUAUAGCAGUCAGGUUAUGAAGUGUUAUUUUUGCUGUAAAUACAGUAAAUGGCUCUUAAUGUAACAAUAAUGGACAAUUGUAAAGACUCUGAACAAUGUAAACUGUCUAUGUAAACUGGUGUUGCUAUUUUUCAUAAAUGCUAAAGUAAUAAAAUGUUUUCUAAUAUUAGAGAAUAUAUUUUAUUUACAAUAGAUAAUUACUAUGUACUGAGGAGUAUAGUGUUACAUCAUACACACACUCAUCCAUACACACACAUAUACAUAUGUAUACAUACUCGGGUGCAUGUGGGCAGUGGAAGCAAUAUUGGCUUCUGAAUACAACUUUGUGAGGGCACCUGAUAAACACUGUCAGUGAAAUAUUUUUUGGUUAUCUUCCAUUUCAUAUAAUCUGGGCAUUCACUUACUGGUAAUAGUGAUCAACAUCUAUUGGUGUUUUUAUAUGGGUCUAGAUAACCAAACUAAUUUUUAAUAAGCAAACAUUUUUGUACCACCUGCUGUAACCGUUUUGUAUUAUCUGGAAGUUAUAUGUAACAAAGGAAAGCUUCAUCAGUAUUUCUGUUGCACAACACGAAACAGUCCAAAAUAGGGUUCUGAUAGUAUCGGCACAAGUCCUUUUCAUAUGUAGUCGGGACAAAUUUAUAAAACUGCAAUUUGUUUUCCAUCCGAUGGUUUUUAUAGCAAAUUCUUAUUAUUGUAAGAUUUUUCAGAAGCUUAUUGAAUAAUAGAAGUUUGAACUAUUU